Molecule: messenger RNA, 2537 nt
Organism: Vespula pensylvanica (western yellowjacket)
Lineage: Eukaryota; Metazoa; Arthropoda; Insecta; Hymenoptera; Vespidae
Gene: toy
Product: paired box protein Pax-6-like
Exons: 9
Coding region: 267-1796 (509 amino acids)
Biological process (GO): anatomical structure development; regulation of transcription by RNA polymerase II
Molecular function (GO): RNA polymerase II cis-regulatory region sequence-specific DNA binding; DNA-binding transcription factor activity, RNA polymerase II-specific
Source: RefSeq, a predicted model, not a curated record
GAGGAGGAGAAGGCGGAGGAAUCGGCGGCGGCGGAAUCGGUGGUGGAGGAGGAGGCAGUGGGGGAGAAGGUGGUGGUGGUGGAGGUGGCGGAGGAGGAGGAGGAGGAGGAGGAGGAGGAGGCGAUAGCCCUUCGGAUUAUCCGCCGAGUGUAGCGGCUGCGAGGAGCAGGGAAGCGGCGGCGGCGGCGCUGCACGCGGCAAGGACCCUGUUGGGCGCGGGGGUGGCUAACCCUUGCUCGUCCACCCCCGAGCCGCCCUUCUGGAAGAUGCCGCACAAAGAAGAGGACUUGAUGCACGGGGGUGGCGCGGGUAUUGGAGGGGGUUCUAUGGUCGGACAGAACUCAAUAUUUGGGUGCUCGGCUGCAGGACACAGCGGGGUUAACCAGCUUGGCGGUGUUUACGUCAAUGGUCGGCCAUUGCCAGACUCCACCAGGCAGAAGAUCGUCGAAUUGGCGCACAGUGGGGCGAGACCUUGCGAUAUCUCACGAAUUUUGCAGGUUAGCAACGGAUGUGUCUCCAAGAUCCUCGGCAGGUAUUACGAGACCGGAUCCAUAAAACCACGUGCGAUAGGUGGGAGUAAGCCACGAGUAGCGACCACUCCGGUCGUCAAUAAGAUCGCCGAUUACAAGCGCGAGUGUCCAUCGAUUUUCGCUUGGGAAAUACGAGAUCGACUUCUCCAGGAAGGCGUUUGCAAUAAUGACAAUAUACCAAGCGUGUCGUCGAUCAACAGGGUGCUUAGGAACCUAGCCUCUCAGAAGGAGCAACAGGCGGCAGCGGUGCAAGCGCAUCAAGGCGCCGAAAGUGUUUACGACAAGCUGAGAAUGUUCAACGGACAGGCUGCAGGUUGGCCACCGGCAUGGUACUCGGCUACGCCCUCUCAUCAUCCACUGGCCACUGGCAUUCCAACAGCGGCUACCCCUGGCUCCGGACAGUCUCUUCUACCCGGUAGUCAACUACAUGGUCGUGACGAUUCUCUGCUCAAACGAAGCGACACGGGUUCUCUGUUGUCGCAUCAGCAGGAGACAACGUCGGACGGGAACUCGGAACACAAUUCAUCCGGCGACGAGGACUCGCAAGUACGACUAAGGCUGAAGCGAAAACUCCAGCGCAAUCGGACGUCCUUUUCCAACGAACAGAUAGACAGCCUCGAGAAAGAAUUCGAGCGGACACAUUACCCGGACGUGUUUGCGCGGGAGCGUCUCGCCGAGAAGAUUGGAUUGCCCGAGGUGUGGUUCAGUAAUCGCAGGGCAAAGUGGCGUCGAGAGGAAAAGUUGCGAAACCAGAGAAGAGCAGCCGUCGAUCAGGUUGUCGGAGGUGGAAGCGGGGGUGGUAGUAGCAGUGCAGCACCUCCCGCAGCGACACCGGCCACUCCACGUUUGCCUCUAAACGCCGGAUUCAACGCCAUGUACUCCUCGAUACCGCAGCCAAUUGCUACUAUGCCUGACACUUACAGUUCAAUGUCGGGUAGUCUGGGCGGGUCAAUGGGUGGAAGCUGCCUUCAGCAACGAGCCGAGGGAUACCCGGCGUACGUGUUCCACGAGCCACUUCACUCGCUCACGCAGUCUUACACCCACGCACACAGCACUGCGCAUUCGCAACCCCAUCGUGGUAUUCCGACCUCCCAUGGUGGUACCCCCACCACGCCGGGUGGCCAACCUGCGGGACCAGGUGGUGCACCCUAUCAGCCGACGACCUCGACCGCGACCGGCGUAAUAUCGGCAGGCGUAUCGGUGCCAGUGCAGAUACCAUCCCAGACUCCGGACCUGACUGGCAGCUAUUGGCCUCGGCUCCAGUGAUCCCAGCUAUUCGGGUUCCCGCCCGCGAGCUUGCUCGUGGGGCAGGAGAGCCCGCCACCACCGACGGUCACACCGGGUGCCGUUUCGAGACCGCUUUUAGCCAGUCUCGGCAUACCGGCACAACCACCGACGGCGUCCCAGCAACAGCAACAACAGCCGAGCAGCACACCGGCAACGACCCCAGUACAUACCUCCGAUACCAGUGAAUGAAUGAGACGCAUCAUCGCGGUCCUCUCUCUAUCUCUCAAAUGAGAAAGAGAGAGAGAGAGGGAGAGAGGGAGAGAGAGAGAGAGAGAGAGAGAGAGAGAGAGAGAGAGAGAGAGAGAGAGAAAGAAAGAAAGAAAAAGACCGAGAGAAUCAUCGAGAAUUCAUCGAGACUUCUAACCACAGCGAGAAAGACCUUUUUCUAAGACUUACGAUAUUUUCCCGUCAAGCGAGGCCUCGAAACGUCGCUCGGCGCUGAUGACGUCCUCGAACCGGAUACCUCACCUACUUUUUUCAUCUACUCGCACUGAGUUCGGAGGACUUUGCAUCGUUGAUCGGUGAGACGUUUCUUAAUCAUCAUUAAUUUUUGUCUUCUUUUUAUCUUCAGCUUUAUCUCGACGAAUCCUUGUUUAAUUAUUUAUCUUAUUCCUUCUAAGAAAAGAUGUAUACGUUAAAGAAAUACCUACGUCAAUAGCUAUAGCAGGUAUUUCUUUAUUUUUACGUCGAUUCGAUUUGAUCGGAUCAACGAUGCGAAGU